GAACAACUCGGAGCUAACAGUACUUUUAAUCAAAUCAUAAUGACUGGAAUUCCAUUGCUCACAAUACCAGAGGCAGCUUAUGAUCCUAGUUCAUACUCCAAGAGAUCUUCAAGGGGCGGAAAAUCCCAAUUGGUAGCAUACUUAAUCAAAUUGACAAAUGGUUCAGCGAUUGGGUUGACUGUGGCUUACAUCAUUGGCUUGUUAAUUCUCAAGCCACUCUUGGAAACCACAGCUUCCAGAAGGCUCGAAGUUUUGGAGAUGUUUCGUGGCCGUCUUAGAGAUUGUUAUCUCAAUCUAGUUGGACGGGUAAGUUACAUUCCGAUAGUUGGGAUCAACAAGAAUAAUGGCGAUGGAAAACUCUAUGCAGACGCUAUAGUUCAGACAGACGAUUCUUACAUUGACAGAACAAGAAUAAAGACUGCGCAAGACAAGGAAGAAGAGCUCGAACAUUCAGAUAAGUUGAAACUGGGCCGCCUUGUGACAAAGAUUACCAAACUCUCGGAAGCAUUGGCCAGGUGUCAUGCAUAUCUGACUACAGAAAUAUCUCAUUAUCGCACCACAAACUAUGCCUUAAAGGAGUUUCAGAACAGAUCAGACUUAGUGUACUUUAAUAGUUCGGAGCUUUUUAGCGACGUCAAAUCAGAGGAUACUAAGACAAGAAAAAGGAAUAUUGCAGUCGACACCAAGAAUGAGAUCAGGCAAAUCAAGGGACUUUUCAUGAGUGGUCAAGUUUGAAUUAUUUGAAUAGGACUCAUAUCAACUUGAUCCUUUUUUAUUUGAAGCCAGGUUUAUAGUAAUGCAUCAUGACGAAG
This is a messenger RNA of Suhomyces tanzawaensis NRRL Y-17324, 812 nucleotides long. It is a transcript of the gene PEX17, whose product is annotated as Pex17p. Lineage: Eukaryota; Fungi; Ascomycota; Pichiomycetes; Serinales; Debaryomycetaceae. The transcript has a single exon. The coding region runs from base 40 to 735 and encodes 231 amino acids. The record is from RefSeq and is a predicted model, not a curated record.